CCGGAAGCGACCCGUUGCCAUGGCGACUCUGCACACAGCCAGGCAGCCCCGCGUGGGGAGUGCAGGUGGUUUCGGUUGCGGCCGUCGCGUCCCGGGAGCGUCGCUACCUGGUGAACGUAGUGACUGAAGAUAGACCCACAUAUGAAGAUUCAGCUGCCCUCUGACUUCCAGCCAUUACCAUCACCAACCACCACCAUUUCCUGAACACGUACUCUGUGCUGGACUCUGCCCUGGACAUUGUGAGGGGAUUCAAAAGAGAUAAAAAGCACAAUCCUUGCCUUCAAGCAGCUUGUAAUUUAAUUUGGGAACUGAAACCCACUCAAAUGAAGCAAUGUAAGAAUGGUAACAAGCCGUAUUUCACUAGAAUGGGUACUAGGAAAAAAGUUCACGCAUUUGUCCGUGUCAAACCCACUGAUGACUUUGCUCACGAAAUGAUCAGAUACGGAGAUGACAAAAGAAGCAUUGAUAUUCACUUAAAAAAAGACAUUCGGAGAGGAGUUGUCAAUAACCAACAGACAGACUGGUCGUUUAAGUUGGAUGGAGUUCUUCACGAUGCCUCCCAGGACUUGGUUUAUGAGACAGUUGCGAAGGAUGUGGUUUCUCAGGCCCUCGAUGGCUAUAAUGGCACCAUCAUGUGUUAUGGGCAGACAGGAGCUGGCAAGACAUACACCAUGACGGGGGCAACUGAGAACUACAAGCACCGGGGGAUCCUCCCUCGUGCCCUGCAGCAGGUUUUUAGGACGAUCGAAGAACGCCCCACACAUGCCAUCACUGUGCGCGUUUCCUACUUGGAAAUCUAUAAUGAGAGCCUGUUUGAUCUCCUGUCCACUCUGCCCUAUGUUGGACCCUCAGUCACACCAAUGACCAUCGUGGAAAACCCUCAAGGAGUCUUCAUUAAGGGCUUGUCAGUUCACCUCACAAGUCAGGAGGAGGAUGCAUUUAGCCUCCUUUUUGAGGGUGAGACCAACAGGAUUAUAGCCUCCCACACUAUGAACAAAAACUCUUCCAGAUCACACUGCAUUUUCACCAUCUACUUAGAGGCGCAUUCCCGGACCUUAUCAGAGGAAAAGUACAUCACUUCCAAAAUUAACUUGGUGGAUCUUGCAGGCUCAGAGAGGCUGGGGAAGUCUGGGUCUGAGGGCCGAGUCCUGAAGGAAGCCACCUGCAUCAACAAAUCACUCUCAUUCCUGGAGCAGGCCAUCAUUGCCCUCGGGGACCAGAAGCGGGACCACAUCCCCUUUCGGCAGUGCAAGCUCACCCACGCUCUGAAGGACUCGUUAGGGGGAAACUGCAAUAUGGUCCUCGUGACAAACAUGUAUGGAGAAGCUGCCCAGUUAGAAGAAACGCUAUCUUCAUUGAGAUUUGCCAGCAGGAUGAAGCUAGUCACCACUGAGCCUGCCAUCAAUGAAAAGUAUGACGCUGAGAGAAUGGUCAAGAACCUGGAGAAGGAACUAGCACUGCUCAAGCAGGAGCUGGCUAUCCAUGACAGCCUGACCAACCGCACCUUUGUGACCUAUGACCCCAUGGAUGAAAUCCAGAUCGCUGAGAUCAACUCCCAGGUGCGGAGGUACCUGGAGGGGACGCUGGACGAGAUCGACAUAAUCAACCUUAGACAGAUCAAGGAGGUGUUCAACCAGUUCCGGGUGGUUCUGAGCCAACAGGAACAGGAAGUGGAGUCCACUUUGCGCAGGAAGUACACCCUCAUUGACAGGAAUGACUUUGCAGCCAUUUCUGCUGUCCAGAAGGUGGGGCUUGUGGAUGUUGACGGCCACCUAGUGGGUGAGACUGAAGGACAAAACUUUGGACUCGGAGUUGCCCCUUUCUCUACCAAACCUGGGAAGAAAGCCAAGUCCAAGAAGACAUUCAAAGAGCCACUCAGCUCCUUGGCAAGAAAGGAAGGUGCCAGCAGCCCUGUGAAUGGGAAGGACUUGGAUUACGUUUCCACCUCCAAGACCCAGCUGGUCCCAUCCUCCAAAGAUGGGGAUGUCAAAGACAUGUUUUCGCGGGACCGGGAAACUUCCAGCAUUGAGCCCCUUCCCUCAGACUCCCCGAAGGAGGAAUUACGCCCAAUUAGGCCCGACACCCCACCCUCCAAACCAGUGGCCUUUGAGGAGUUUAAGAACGAGCAAGGUAGUGAGAUCAACCGAAUUUUCAAAGAAAACAAAUCCAUCUUGAAUGAACGGAGGAAAAGGGCCAGCGAGACCACACAGCGCAUCAAUGCCAUCAAGCGGGAGAUUGAUGUGACCAAGGAGGCCCUGAAUUUCCAGAAGUCACUACGGGAGAAGCAAGGCGAGUACGAAAACAAGGGGCUGAUGAUCAUCGAUGAGGAAGAAUUCCUGCUGAUCGUGAAGCUCAAAGACCUCAAGAAGCAGUACCGCAGCGAGUACCAGGACCUGCGUGACCUCAGGGCUGAGAUCCAGUAUUGCCAGCACCUAGUAGAUCAGUGUCGCCACCGCCUGCUCAUGGAAUUUGACAUCUGGUACAAUGAGUCCUUUGUCAUCCCUGAGGACAUGCAGAUGGCACUGAAGCCAGGCAGCAGCAUCCGGCCAGGCAUGGUCCCUGUGAACAGGAUUGUGUCUCUGAUGGCAGUGUGUGUGGUGCUCCCAGCCUCUCCACAGCCAGCCCAGGCAGGUGGGCAGGGAGAAGAUGACCAGGACAAAUUCAGCCAGCUGCAGCAGAGGGUGCUUCCUGAGGGCCCUGAUUCCAUCUCCUUCUACAAUGCCAAAAUCAAGACAGAGCAGAAGCAUAAUUACUUGAAAACCAUGAUGGGCCUCCAGCAGGCACAUAGAAAAUAGAACCUCAUCACCGGUACCUUAAAGGACAAGACCAGCAACUCCAACCUACUGUAGUGGAGCUGCUCAACCACCUGCCCAGAGCUGCAGCCCCUCUACUCCAAGGCUGGGACCCAGCACAGAGAACACAUAUGGCCUGCAUGUUGGGAGGAGCAUCCUCCAAGGACAACCUUGCUCAUCUCCACAGAGCACUUUGGGUUUUAAUUCACUGUCUUAUAUGCAGGGACAGGAUAAAAUUACUUUCUAGUUUGGAGUUUCA
This is a messenger RNA of Symphalangus syndactylus (siamang), 3051 nucleotides long. RefSeq names its product kinesin family member 9 (gene KIF9). Gene Ontology annotation, biological process: microtubule-based movement. Gene Ontology annotation, molecular function: microtubule binding; ATP binding; microtubule motor activity. Lineage: Eukaryota; Metazoa; Chordata; Mammalia; Primates; Hylobatidae. The record is from RefSeq and is a predicted model, not a curated record.